AUGUCCCUGAGCUUCAAAUAUAAAGCAUCUCUGUGCCGUGUGUAUCAUCAGUCACUCAUCAGGCAUCAGCUGGUAAACAACUCGACAAAACACAAAACAUUCAACAUGUUCAAGAUCCUUGCUCUAAUCGCCUGUCUGGCUAUCGUUGCCUCUGCCCAAUACCAUGGUGAACCCGAGCACAAGGAACACCAUGCAUAUCCGAAGUACAAGUUCGAGUAUGGUGUCAAGGAUCCCCAUACCGGUGACCACAAGAGCCAGUGGGAAGUUCGUGAUGGCGAUGUUGUCAAGGGAGCCUACACUCUGCAUGAAGCUGAUGGAACCGAGCGUGUGGUCGAGUACAAGUCGGACGGUCACAACGGAUUCGAGGCUGACGUAAAGAAGGUCGGUCAUGCUCAUCAUCCGCACCAUGGAUAUUCCGGUGCCAGCUACGUCAAUGUUGACAAGCACUACUGA
Molecule: messenger RNA, 453 nt
Organism: Anopheles maculipalpis
Lineage: Eukaryota; Metazoa; Arthropoda; Insecta; Diptera; Culicidae
Product: cuticle protein 7-like
Exons: 3
Coding region: 1-453 (150 amino acids)
Cellular component (GO): extracellular matrix
Source: RefSeq, a predicted model, not a curated record